ACUUGUCGUGCUUGACGACCGCAAGUACGUCAAGUGGGCAGAUGAUCUAGGAGAUGUAUCGAUGUUCCCUUCGAUGAAGGAGAAUGUCGAAGCAAGGAGAAUAAAGACGAGUAAAGGAAUGGACCCGGUCAAGAGCCAGAGCAUCAAGAUAAUCUUUGAGAGGGAUAUCGCGACCACACCCAUAAGGGUGGAAGCCACCAAGUCAGCAAGAGGGUCUACAUCGAAAAAGACUGACACGGAUUACGUGAUGACGGAGAAGGACGGGCAGCGGAUCGAUGGAGAGGAGGUUAUCCUUUCGCCACGAAAGAGGGGAGUGAAGAAGUUCUUAAUGAAGAGUUCGCUGGACCAGAUUGACACGGUUGAGCCACUGAGGCGCGCUCUUCGGCAACCCAUGCAGUGCUCUAUUCUGGAGUACCUGGCGGCAUCGAAGCCAGCUCGUGAUGAGUUACAGAUAAUCACGCGGAAGACUCGCAUACCUCUAUCGGAGGAGGGUCAGGGGGCCCUUAAGGCUGAAGCUUCUACGGUAGCAGUAACGGGGAUGACUGCUAGAGCGGAUCGCAUGACGACACUCCUUCUCGAUGGAAUGGAAGGUGUGCUUACAGACAAGUUUUAUAUACUUGGUAGCGGGGCCGUAGAGACGAUUAUAAACGAUGGAGAGGUACUCGAUGCUGUGAUUGAUAACGGCAGUGAGACUGUCAUCAUAGACGAGGACCUGGCGGUACAAGUUGGACUGGGCCUCGAUAGGUCAUACCUAUUCGAGAUAGAGACGGCUGAAGGGAGAAAGCAACAGAUCACUGGGGUUUGUCACAAGGCAGCCAUAGAGGUCCAAGGGGUACGAGUGACCCUGCCUGUCUUUGCAGUCAAGAACUGCAGCUCCGACCUGCUCUUGGGUCGAACGUGGUUGAGCCACGUGCAUGCGGUGACGAUAGAGCGACCUGAUGGGAGCCAAACAUUAUCCAUUAAGAAGUCAGACGGGACGCGGGUAAUGAUUGAGACAGUGGAGCCUCGGGACCCGAGGAACAGAGCAGCUCUCACUGUGGGUGCAAGCCCCAGUGAUCAGAUUGAGUCGUUGCCUAUCUCCAGCCGCUCGGUGCGAUUUCGCGAGAAGAAAUAUGGACCACUGCUCACAGAAGAAGAAGGUCGGGUGGUGGAGGUAGAAGACUUAGGGAGUCGGCUAAUAGUGGACGGCAACUCGUACCCGAAGGAAAAAGAUGAGGAAUUUGGCGGUGUGGUAUCUGUGUCUUUUUUAAGGGCACGGCCCCCUAUGGGAGGCUCCCCAAGCGACACAAGCGAGUAGCUCAAAAAGUUACGCCAGCGGCGGUGGGCCGCGAGAGAUCGGCACUGAAAGG
This is a messenger RNA of Chara braunii, 1349 nucleotides long. NCBI's taxonomy places the organism in Eukaryota, Viridiplantae, Streptophyta, Charophyceae, Charales, Characeae. The record is from the annotation of a GenBank genome assembly.